GCACCCUCAGGGCCGGGCCGAGAGGGAGAGCGGGCCCUGCAGCGGGGGCAGCCGAGCCCGGGGCCGAGGGGCUGUGGGAGCCCAAAAUGGCGGCGGAUUUUUUGAAAGGAUUACCAGUCUACAACAAAAGCAACUUCAGCAGAUUCCACGCGGACUCUGUAUGUAAAGCAUCAAACAGAAGACCGUCGGUGUAUCUUCCCACGAGAGAAUACCCGUCUGAACAAAUUAUAGUAACAGAAAAGACAAAUAUACUUUUGCGUUAUUUACACCAGCAGUGGGACAAAAAGAAUGCAGCAAAGAAGAGAGAUCAAGAGCAAGUGGAAAUAGAAGGUGAGAACUCGGCGCCGCCACGAAAAAUCGCUCGGACAGACAGCCAGGAAAUGAACGAGGACACUUAAACCCGCGGGCCUCUCCUCUUCUACUUUGCAGGCGCUUCCCGUUUUGUCUCAAAGUGUGUCAGUUUUGCCCCUUGCCCCCAUCUCUCACCCCUCCACUAUGCAGCCCAAACCACUUCUGACUUCAUAGGAGCCAAUGUAUUUAUUUUUUUUUUUCUCCUUUUUUUUUUUUUUUUUUUUUGUUUUUUUUUUUUUUUAAUUUAUGCCGUAAAACUUGCGGAGCAAAUGGUGGAACAACCCAGUAAUGUAGUGUAACCUUAGUUCCUCCUUUCUAACAACAAACGCUGUCACUUUAACAGGUUUUGUUCAAUCUGUUACCUAACCAACCAGCUCUAGCUGUGGAAGCCUGGGGAGGAGAUGGGGGUUGCUGCAGAACCCCACAGUGGUGCGGGCUUUCAGAUUCAUGCACCCACUGACAUUAGUGGUGAACUCUUUGGAUGGGCCCAGUCCAGCCAGCAGUGUGGGGCCUUGCUGUUUUUCUCCAAGAUUCUGAAAUUGGCACUGCACUUAGGGGGGAAAAAAACCCAAUAAUCGUCACGGAUGUCAUUUAGGAUUAUGUUGAUCUUAGCAAACGUGUUGUCAACUUGGUCUAUCAGUUGUAUUUUGGUCUGUUCUGUAAGGGCCAUGGUCAUUUAGCUCAUGCAUAGGUGGUCAUGGAGAAUUCAAGUGAAAGGUGUGUUGCUUGUGUUGCUCUUAAAUUCUAACAGUCUCUUGGUCUUGGACAGACUGAUAUGUGCAACUUCUCCGUUGGAAUAAAUGGAUGCUUUUAUCCUAUUCUGAGUAUUUGAUCAGCAGUGUAUUUGAGCAGCAGCUGAUGGAUGCGGUGAGGUUGGCACUUGCAAGCAGCGCUUGGUGGCCGAGUCUGGGAGCACCUCAGCAUCUCCAUCUGGUUCUGCCUCUGCUGCUGGCUCUGACUGAUGGUACGCUGUGCUUUUGGUGAUAUCAGCCCCUCUGGAAUGGAGUCCAGGACUUAGAGUUGAUCCAAAUGUGAGCUUCCGUGGUCUGUGCUUCAGGCCAAUCUCUUUGGGACUGUGACAGCUCAGUGCCUGUUACCUGAACCCUCACUGACUUCAGUAAGAGCAGAAAUGGAGCCCCCGAGUCACCUAGGUGGAUCCAGAGUUCAGAGACCAAAAGGAAACGACCACCGCCACCCGAAGGGGACAGGAGGUGUAGCGUAGUAACGAUGUCUUGUCUGCUUUCACGUAAGGAGCUGACUUCACACUGUGUUAGUUUAAAUCAGCACGUUUAUAACUGUGUUUUUUUCCUCGUUCACGAAUCCAAAACGCCGAGGAGGAGGUCCUGGAUCAACCCAGCGCUGCGCGGCCGCGAGCUCGGAGGACAGGGCUUCUGUUCCCCUUCCCCACCACAUCCUUUGCCACCAGCAGACGCCGUGUGGUCGGGUGUGAGGCAAAGGGAGCACGGAGGGAAAUGCUGUUGCUUUGUGACUGGGCGUUGCGAGGCAGAGCCUUGGGGAGAGCAGGGCACAGCUCUCACGGCUGCGUCUUUAAAUGCGUGCUGGGCACCAAGUGAAUGGAUUUAGCGUGAAGCUAACACCGAGUAGCUUAGGUUAGAUCUCUGUCCUGCCUUUUUGCUGUGGGAGUAACCUCCACGUUGCUGGAAUGUUGCUGAAAAUGCCAACCGUGUUGGUGAAGAUGAUGAACGCUCAGAAUUCCUUGAGGUUUACUGGCAGCGGUGAGAAGAUGUCCCAGAGUUUUGCUGUCAAAAAGUGCUUCUGUGCAAAGGGCAGGAUGCUGAUGGAAGGUGCUGCCUUAGCAUCUGCUCUCCCAGGGAUCAUCUGAAGCUGAGACUGGAGAAUCCUCUGAAGAGCUGUGAGAUACCAAAAGAGGAAACGGACGUGCAGCUGGUGGUAAAGUGUGACCAAUUCACGUGUUGGGCAAGUUGGAGAGCUGCAGCCUUGCAGGCUCGUGUUUGUACAGUGCUUUAAAGUUGUAAAAUGCUGUAUACUUGGUUGGUAUGGCAAGGUUUGGGCUUUGCUGACUUCUCUGCUAGACAGAGUGAUGUACUAUUAAAGAGAGUUGGCACUUC
This is a messenger RNA of Centrocercus urophasianus (Greater sage-grouse), 2441 nucleotides long. It is a transcript of the gene DDA1, whose product is annotated as DET1 and DDB1 associated 1. Bases 87 to 398 code for a protein of 103 amino acids. The record is from RefSeq and is a predicted model, not a curated record. Gene Ontology annotation, biological process: positive regulation of proteasomal ubiquitin-dependent protein catabolic process. The transcript is spliced from 5 exons. Lineage: Eukaryota; Metazoa; Chordata; Aves; Galliformes; Phasianidae. Gene Ontology annotation, cellular component: Cul4-RING E3 ubiquitin ligase complex.